Oppiella nova is the source of this 1393-nucleotide messenger RNA. NCBI's taxonomy places the organism in Eukaryota, Metazoa, Arthropoda, Arachnida, Sarcoptiformes, Oppiidae. The record is from the annotation of a GenBank genome assembly.
UCACCCAUGACUGGAUUGAUGGCCACGGCUGCCGAGAGUCACAGCGCCCGUCAUUUUAGGCCUUCCUUUCAUGCAAACCAUAGCUAUUGUGGAUCCGAUUGGAGUCAAGCGAACAUCGAAACCAAUUUCAAUAGUUUUACUCAUAUAUCAAAUGCAAACACUGGGGACACCACUCAAGCCCUCGAAUCCAUUGGUCAAAGCAAUGAUACGUUUACUCGUGAGUUGGGGUCGCAUAUGAAGAGUACGAGUAUUUUGAAUGAAUUGCUCCGAAGUAAAGCCAACGCCAGUCGCACCGAAACCAAUGCUAACAAUGCAUUGCAUUCAAUACCGACGUCCGCAGAGAAGGCACAGUUCCGCAGAUCUCUGGACAGCGCAACCACUUUAGUCUUUCACCGCAGGAAUGGUCUCCCGUUGACCUCCAGUCCGGCUCCGAUGCGAAAAUCUGGGACUUGUUUUGAUUUUGAUAGUACCUUGACUUCAGUCAACGCUAUUAAGAAAGCACUGUUUGAAAAGGACCCCGAAGUCGAAGCUGAGGCCACUCCGCAAACUAUAGCCCUAAGCACAAGCGCCCCGCCAUCCACUACUAUCAGCAGUUUAUUAGGCAAUUUUGAAGAAUCAGUACUGAACGGACGGUUAGACCCCGUGAGCACAGUUCAUGGAUUUACAGCUGAGUUGGGCGCCAGCGGUAGCUUUUGUCCCCGACAUAAGACAUAUCCCGUCACUGUAUUCUUCUAUACACUUCAAGACACCGAUAAAGUAGACCGCGUCUCCUCUCCCUAUCUGGGUCACAUAAAUUUAGGCAAAAAGGGUUAUCAUAUCCCACGCAAGGGUACUGUUCAAGCCACCCUAUUCAACCCUCACGGCACUGUUGUCAAGAUGUUUGUCGUGCGAUACGAUCUGUCGGAUAUGCCUCCCAAUAGUAAGACAUUCUUACGGCAGAGAACACUGUUUAUGCCGAGCGAUGCCCACGAGAACGACACCGACAAUAGGAAAUGGCUUCGAUAUCUCAUUCAUCUCAGAUGUGAGAGUUCAAAGAAUGGUCGCAUAUACCUGCACACGGAUGUGAGGAUCAUAGUGUUCCGUAAGCAUGACCUGGAUGUGGCCACAAUCAACGGACAACAGCCAUACGAGUUGCGCUCUUUCACGCAGUGUCCCGUCAAUCCCAAGUACUCGUAACCCUUGGCCUCCUUAGACACUAUGACUACUGCUAUAAUAUGACAGUUGUCUCCCAUUCUAUCAAUUAAUGUUGGAUUCUAUCGUCAAAUAAGUCUUGAAUUGAUUGUAUUAUAAUUUAAUGCUAAAUAUGAUUAUAUUUUAAGAGUUGCGUAAAAGAGCAUAUUUUAAUGAAAUGUAUUGUAUCUGAAAAACUAUUUAAAGCUAAAUAUUAGAGGAG